CGGUUGUUAGGUCUUCCGGUGAAUUUUAGCAGUUCAUUUCCUAACGCUGUAUUGCUUCUCUUUAGGUUGUGAUUAAGACGCGUAGAAAAUUCAAAUGGCAUUUCUAUGCAUUUUCAUGGAAAGUUAAAGUAUGCAGACCGUAACAGUAUUUUAGACCUGGAUUGAGUGCAGAGGCGGGUGUGGGGAUCGGACACUGCUGCGGAGUUUCAAACUUUCAGGUCGUUUUCGGCCUGGCUCUUCUGAUUAGCUCGAGGAAAAGAAGAGGGUUAGGGAUUUCGGGAGUAACGCCUAACGUCUUUCUUCAAUUAUAGUUGUCUAAUCUUUUAUUCAUAUACUACAAUGGCGUCGUUGUCUUUAACACAUCUGAAAGAAUUAAUGCGUUCCAUGGUGGACGGCCCUGGUUUUGAUCGGGUUUUAAGUAAGGUUAACAUCGUAUCAGCAAGUCCAGGUAAAGUGGUUUGUGAAAUGAAGGUGGAGGAAGAACAUACGAAUCGUUUGGGCACGCUACACGGUGGGAUGACAGCCACUUUGGUAGAUGUAAUUUCCACAUCCGCAUUCAUGUACACUGAGCGGGGCCUUCCUGGUGUCAGCGUUGACAUGAACAUCACGUACAUGAAUGCAGCCAAGGUAGGGGAUGAUGUGUUAAUUACUGCCCAGAUAUUGAAGCAAGGUCGGACACUGGGAUUUACCACUGUUGAUCUUACCAGCAAGGCAACUGGAAAACUGAUUGCACAAGGAAGACACACAAAGUACUUGGGUGGUUAAAUCUGGGCUUAAUGUUUGAGCAUAAUUUGUAUAAACUGUAACACGUGUCCAAAUAAAUCCUAUUGGUUGGAAAUAUUUGACAAAGUUUGUACUGGCAUAUUUUUAAACAACUACACGCACCAUUAUUGUACUAUCCCUUAUUGAUUUUUUUUUUGCCAGUAAAGCCAGUUUACAUGUGUCUGUUUCUAAUUUUUUAAAAUACAGAUAGGAUUUCCUUCAAUACCUAUUACUACUAGUCUCUGUGUAAUAACAUUGAACAAAACUCCUUACUCUCCUUUACUUCAAUGAAUGUACAAAAAUUCACCAAUUUUCUCUGAAACCAUGUUGGGUUAGUUAUCAAAAUACAGUCAGUAAAACAUGA
Messenger RNA from Paramormyrops kingsleyae, 1126 nucleotides. RefSeq names its product acyl-CoA thioesterase 13 (gene acot13). The record is from RefSeq and is a predicted model, not a curated record. NCBI's taxonomy places the organism in Eukaryota, Metazoa, Chordata, Actinopteri, Osteoglossiformes, Mormyridae. Gene Ontology annotation, molecular function: fatty acyl-CoA hydrolase activity.